GGCGGGGAGGCAUAAAGGGCGCUGCGCUGCGGGGCGGGCUGCACGCGAGAGGCUGACGGGGCAGCGGCACCCGCGAGCCGGCACCGGGCGGGGCCAUCGCAGCCACGCGCAAAGAGGCCGAGCGGGAGCCCGGACCGCGCGGGACCAGAUGCCGGCAACAAAUCAGCUCCAGCCAGGAGCAGCAGUUCCACUGAACCCAUUGAUGACACAUGCUGGCCAUGAGUACUUUGUGUUCUGCUGAGUCUGGUGUCCCCGGGGCUGCUUUUCUCAGUUGGAUGGACCCCUAGUGCAGAGACCUCUUCCUUCUACCUAUGGGAAGAAGCACCUGAGUACUCCUAAGCACAGCAGGACCCCAAGACCUGGCUGGAAGAUACCACCUCUCCUCACCUCUGCCCUUCCCACAGACUGUUCUGCGAUGACCACAGCAAGGUACCGGCCCACCUGGGACCUGGCCCUCGACCCACUGGUGUCCUGCAAGCUGUGCCUCGGGGAAUACCCAGCGGAGCAGAUGACAACCAUCGCCCAGUGCCAGUGCAUCUUCUGUACCCUGUGCCUGAAACAGUAUGUUGAGCUCUUGAUCAAAGAAGGGCUAGAAACUGCAAUUAGCUGCCCGGAUGCUGCCUGUCCCAAACAGGGCCACCUUCAGGAGAAUGAGAUUGAGUGUAUGGUUGCCGCAGAAAUAAUGCAGAGAUAUAAAAAGCUACAAUUUGAAAGAGAGGUGCUCUUUGACCCUUGUCGGACGUGGUGCCCAGCAUCUACCUGCCAGGCCGUGUGCCAACUCCAGGACAUAGGGCUGCAGACCCCACAGCUGGUACAGUGCAAAGCCUGUGACAUGGAAUUCUGCUCUGCUUGCAAAGCCCGCUGGCACCCUGGCCAAGGCUGCCCAGAGACCAUGCCCAUCACAUUCCUUCCCGGAGAGACCAGCUCUGCUUUCAAGAUGGAAGAGGGCGACGCACCCAUCAAACGCUGCCCCAAGUGCAGGGUGUACAUCGAGCGGGAUGAGGGCUGUGCACAGAUGAUGUGUAAGAACUGCAAGCAUGCCUUCUGCUGGUACUGCCUGGAGUCUCUGGAUGAUGAUUUUCUUCUGAUACAUUACGACAAGGGGCCCUGCCGCAACAAGCUGGGCCACUCCCGAGCAUCAGUGAUCUGGCAUCGGACACAGGUGGUGGGAAUUUUUGCUGGAUUUGGGCUCCUGCUCUUAGUGGCCUCCCCUUUCUUGCUCCUGGCCACACCCUUUGUGCUUUGCUGCAAAUGCAAGUGCAGUAAAGGUGACGACGACCCACUGCCCACCUAGAGGACGGCACGACGCUGGAACAGAUCCCUUCCUCGGGACGUGUGGCUCCCCUACCCCUACCACCCCUCACACUAAACAUGUUAUUUGCCUUAUGUGCCCCAUUGA
Molecule: messenger RNA, 1399 nt
Organism: Mus caroli (Ryukyu mouse)
Lineage: Eukaryota; Metazoa; Chordata; Mammalia; Rodentia; Muridae
Source: RefSeq, a predicted model, not a curated record